This is a messenger RNA of Hypomesus transpacificus, 2101 nucleotides long. RefSeq names its product mucolipin TRP cation channel 3a (gene mcoln3a). Bases 130 to 1764 code for a protein of 544 amino acids. The transcript has 13 exons. Gene Ontology annotation, molecular function: NAADP-sensitive calcium-release channel activity. Gene Ontology annotation, cellular component: plasma membrane; lysosomal membrane. Lineage: Eukaryota; Metazoa; Chordata; Actinopteri; Osmeriformes; Osmeridae. The record is from RefSeq and is a predicted model, not a curated record.
GCCUGACACUUCUGUGACUGCUCUGCCUGAUAACAGACAACAGUGAAAGUCAACGACCAUUACACAAGCUGCUGCGUGAGGCCGUCGUGAAGAAAUGCUCCUCUUCUUUUGAAGGAUUCACAAGUACAGAUGGAGGAAGUGGAACCGCUGGUGGCUGCAGGGCCAGAGAUACAGUGCCCAGAGGGCCACACUGAAUGGAACACUGCUAAGCAGAGUCCUGACUCCCAGGUAGUGGAGGAUUUCAGGAGGAGGCUAAAGUACUUCUUUAUGAACCCUUGUGAGAAAUACAGAGCCAGGGGGCGGAAACCAUGGAAACUGACGUUACAGAUUCUAAAAAUUGCAAUCAUCACAGCACAGUUAGUCUCUUUUGGACUGAGCAAUGAAAUGAUGGUUACCUUCAAGGAGGAAAACCUGAAGGCAUUCAAACAUUUGUUCCUGAAAGGCUACAAGGACCAACGAUUAGACAAAUAUUCAGUUUACACAAAAGCAGACGUCUAUGACCACAUAUAUCACAUCAUUGAUAGGUACACACAUCUGCAAAACCUGAUACCUGGAAGCCAAGCGUAUGAGAAGAAUGAUGGGGUGAACACCCCUCUGUCCCUCUGUCAAGACUUCUACAAGAAUGGAAGCAUCUCCCCAUCCAAAGAAACAUUCAACCUUGAUCCACGUAUUGAGACAGAAUGUAUUACCAUUUACCCUAUGUGGACGUUUCGGAAUGACAUGAACUUUUCUCUGGAUUUUCAAAGGUUGGUCUCCAUAAAAGUCUACCUCACUCUAAAAGCCAUCAACCUACAGACAGUGAGUCACCAUGAGCUUCCAGACUGUUACAACUUCAGAAUGAUGAUAAUGUUUGACAACAGCGCACAUAGUGGAAAAAUAAAGAUCCUCUUUGAAAAUAAUGUUGAAAUCAAUGCAUGUAAGAACUGGACAGUUGCCGGCACUUCUGGGAAGGACCAUCACCAUGUCCUGCUUUUGGAUACCCUCGUUAUUCUGUCCUGCCUCAUCUCUCUGCUCUUGUGUACACGCUCAGUGAUCAAUGGAAUUCAACUCCAGUUUGAGUACACACACUUUUUCCAAACAUUCUACAGGAAAACCGUGUCUUGGUCAGAUCGAAUGCAGUUUGUGAAUGGCUGGUAUUUAAUGAUCAUCAUCAGUGAUACACUAACCAUCAUUGGCUCUGCCCUCAAGAUAGCAAUACAGACCAAGGAUUUAAUCAUCUAUGAUGUCUGCAGUAUUGUUCUGGGAAUAGCCACAAUGCUUACCUGGAUUGGAGUAAUUCGCUACCUGGGUUUCUACAAGAAAUACAAUAUCUUGAUCCUGACCCUGAGGGCAGCUUUCCCAAAUGUGAUCCGCUUCUCAUGCUGUGCUGCCAUUAUCUACCUGGGCUACUGCUUCUGUGGCUGGAUUGUGUUGGGACCUUACCAUGAGAAAUUCCGGACCUUUGACAAGGUGAUCGAAUGCCUGUUUUCUCUUAUGAAUGGGGAUGGCAUAUACUCCACCUUUGAGAUGAUGAGGGCAAAGAGCAGUAUGGUGUGGCUGUUCAGCAGGCUCUACAUCUACACUUUUGUCUCCCUAUUCAUCUACAUGGUGCUUAGUCUGUUCAUCGCACUCAUCCAAGACACAUAUGAGACUAUCAAGCAGGACAAGAAACCUGAGUCCCAGCUAAACACCUUCAUGAUAAAGUGCAGAGAUCAUCCUGAUUCUGGGCGAUACACAACUGACAUGGAGCCUCCAUCCUGCUUCCUCUGCAGCUGUUUGGGAUGAAUUGUAAUGUUCUACUUGAUAAUGCACUGAUGUGCGCAUGCAUGCUUGUACAAUGCACAAGGUAUUUCACAAGGUAUUUCAAGUAUUUUCGCAUGUCAUGGUUUUGAUAGCCACCAGGUUACGGUUCAUAGAUUUGCCGUGGGAACACAGAAGAGAUUCAAAAUGAUCAAAUAUAAUCGUUGUUGUUUUGCUGUACAUGCUGAAUUGAUGUCAUGUUUUUAGGUUGUGUAUCAAAUCUUUAUUCAAAUGGUAAUGCAUUUUUCAAUUGGCAAGUGACAAUGCAAUCCUUAAUUCAGUUUGAAUUAUUUUGAAUACAAAUUUAAAUGAAAGCACAAUA